CUCAGUCCCGGUGUAGAGAGACAGAAGAGAUUACAGUUUACUAGACAUGAGGGCGCUGACCCUGAGUCUCCUGUUGCUGGCUGCUGCCCACGCUCAAGAUGAGGAAACUGAGGCCGGGAGAGAGAAGUGAGUGGCCGAGGAAAGCGUUGGUUGUCUUUCUGGCUCGGAUAGAUUCUGCCAGACUCGGAGAAACAAUUUCCUCGGGCUUGAGCUGUCACCAUUGCGAAAGCCGUGGGGACUGCACGAUCGAGACGUGCCUCCCGGGGCAGGAGCUGUGCCGAACCACCGUAUACUACAACCGCUGGAGAGGAGGCCAGGAGCUGGAGGUGGUGCUGAGGGGCUGUGCUGUGACCGGGAAGGACAACAGCUCCAUGUCCUACCGCACGAACCAGGAGAUAAUCAUACUGAAGGAGACCGUGUGCGACUUUGACCUCUGCAAUCACCCAGACCCCCGUCCCUCCCCUACUUUUCCUGGGGCUCGGACCCUAGAGUGUCAGUCCUGUGCGUCCUCUGACCAAAGCUGUGAACGAGGUCGGGCCCUGACCCUUCGCUGCCCAGAGCCCACCGACCAGUGCAUAGAGCGGAUUUCCCAAAGCAACCUUGAAGCGGGCCCCCUGGACGAGCGCUAUGUGCGCGGCUGCGGGAAUUUUCCGGACUGCCCAGGCCCCGUUGGCUUCCAUAACAACGACACUUUUCUCUUCUUGAAAUGCUGCAACCAUAGCCAGUGUAUCCGUGGCCCAAUGACAAAACUCUCCGACUACCCCCUGAAUGGCCUCCAGUGUCACAGCUGUGAGGGGAACGGCACCGACGGCUGCUCCGCGGAGGAGACGGCCAUCACGGCUUGUCAGGGUCCUAUGAAUCGGUGCUUUGAAGCCACCGGCACCCACAAACACUGGGGUCCCGGCUACACCGUUCGAGGCUGUGUGGCCCCCGCCUGGUGCCAGGCUCCCCAUCUGGCUGCUGCCUUCUUCGACCUGGCCCAGCCACAAACCUUCUGCUGCUUCACCAGUGAAUGCAAUAAUGCGGCUCGAGACGCCAGUCCCCGAUCGAAGGGAACAGGACCCAGGCUUUUCCCCACCUCUCUUACCCUCAGCCUGCCUCUCCUGCUGCUGACUGUGAACUUGACCCCUGCCAAGGGGGGCUUGACCCAGCUCUAUCCUGCUCCCCACCCCCACCCUCCCAUCCUAAUUUAAGGUUUUGUGUUAAUUGUAGAGUCUAAACCCCCUCGUCUGCCUCCAGUCCUAGCCCUGUAGGAGACCCAGGCCUUCAAAGUCGGAGGCCAUGCAUCAGCCGACUGAUUGACUAAUGAACGGACUGGGUAGUGAAGGCAGGACUGGAUAAAGGCUUGGGGGGGAGGAGUUCAGAGGCCAGGAUGCCCCAACACGUCUCUUUGGCACUGCCCCUGGAAAGGGGAUCUGGGCCCAGAGGAGGCUGUGGGAGAUCUAGAGAGCCAGGGCCUGGAGGAAAGGAACAAUAAUGGAUGGGGCAGAACUCUAGAACCAGGUCUGCUGGGUGGCCCUUAAUGGGCCUGCCCUGAGUUUAGGAUUGGCCAUCCCCCUUCCAUGGGCAUCACGCCUCCAAAAUGGAGCUUGGAAGAGGGAGGACUACGUUUCCCAUGAUGCCAUAGCACAUGAGAUCUAAGCUUCCAAAGAUGCUAGAGGGAGAACUACACCUCCCAUGAUGCUUUGGGUAAUAAGGCCCACUGCACCUUCCAUGAUGCUCUGGGAGAGGACUACCCCAGCAGAAAACCAUAAAAUUUCUGCUUUAUAAGGGACCUUUCCAAAGCCCUGUAGUCUCCAACAGCUAGUCAUUCAGCUUUUGUUUGAGUGUGCCCAUUUAGACCAAAACUCCUACCUUUCAAGGGAGGCGGGCAAUAUGCAUUUAUUAAGUGCUUACUGUGUGCCAGGUGCUGGUCUAAAUGCUAGGGAUGCAAAUACAAGCAGAAAGAAUAAGAUUCCUGUCCCUCCCCUCAACAAGCUUAUAUUCUAAGGGAGCACUUAAAGUAGCCGUUAAGGAGGAGGAAGGUGCCCAGUGCAGAGCAUGGCGGCUAAGAUCUCUGAGAGGGGAGACAUUGGCAGGGAGUCAACAAUGGGAGUUCCCAUGCCACUCUGGGACAGCUCUUGACCUUGGCGUGUUCUUCCCGACCCUGAGCCGACUUUUGCCUCUUUGCAAUCCAUUCUGCCUUCUUGGCCAUGGCAUCCCUUUAGAUAGUUGAAGAUAGUUCUUGAGCCUUUGCCGUCUUGGAAUGCUACCUCCCUUAAAUUUGGUAACCAAAAGUGGCAUGACCUGGACAGUGCAGAGUAACCCCAAUCUUCCUGGAAGCUGUGCCCUCUCAGUGCAGCCCAAGGAGGAAUUAAGUUCUUUCAGUAGCCCCCUCAUACUUAUGAUUCAUGUGGAACUUGCAGGCCUCUGAAAUCCCUCGAGUGUUUUCUGUUGGGGAGGUGUUUUGGUUUUUUCGUUUUGUUUUGUUGUUGUUAUCGUUUUUGACAAAUCCUAACCAAGUCUUUCCCAUCUUGUAUUUGUGAAGUUGAUUAUUAUACUUCAUUUUUUUA
This is a messenger RNA of Phascolarctos cinereus (koala), 2552 nucleotides long. RefSeq names its product plasminogen activator, urokinase receptor (gene PLAUR). The record is from RefSeq and is a predicted model, not a curated record. Lineage: Eukaryota; Metazoa; Chordata; Mammalia; Diprotodontia; Phascolarctidae. Gene Ontology annotation, cellular component: plasma membrane.